Coniophora puteana RWD-64-598 SS2 is the source of this 2679-nucleotide messenger RNA. RefSeq names its product YVTN repeat-like/Quino protein amine dehydrogenase. NCBI's taxonomy places the organism in Eukaryota, Fungi, Basidiomycota, Agaricomycetes, Boletales, Coniophoraceae. The record is from RefSeq and is a predicted model, not a curated record. Gene Ontology annotation, molecular function: protein binding. Bases 1 to 2532 code for a protein of 843 amino acids. The transcript is spliced from 6 exons.
AUGCCUGAUGCUGUCUUUUCAAGUCCUUUGGCACCUGAAGAUCAUCGUCCCUUCAUUGGUCAUUCCAAGAACAUAACCUGCAUCGAGCACUCGCCUGACGGCCUCUUGCUCGCAACGGGGUCCACGGAUGGAACCAUCCGCUUCUGGGACGCAGAGACAGGCCAGCAAGUAUGUCAGCUUACACCUGCCACCCACCCGCUCCAUUGGCUCUCAUUCUCUGGCUCAGGGCGACUACUCGGAGCUAUAUGCGCCGAAUACCGAGGCUCAGGACAUGUCUUUGUCUGGGACGUGAGUAUCAUAGCGGAGAAGGGUCCAAAUGCAAAGAUACCGCUGGUAAAGCAGGCGGAGUACGGAGUUGACUGGCACAAAGUCCCUUCUGGCUCGUACAUGGUCGCGUUUUCGUCCGACGACGCGAUGAUAGCCGUUAUGACGCCUAGCCGAAUAUGCGUUGAAAACAUAAAAACAGGCGACGUGAUUACAGAUGUGCCCUGCGAUGACUAUUCCUUCGACUUCUUGCUCUCCUUUACAUCCAACAACGAGAAUAUUCUCUUUGGAUGCAACAGCUAUCAAGACCGCGAUGUGCGCAGCCUCGAGUUGUCUUCCCAGAGACAAAAGAAGCUCUACCUCAACCUAGCCUCGUCCGGCGAGCUGGAAUCAAAACCCGCCGUCUGCUCGCGCGACGGCAGACUCAUCGCUGGGGUUCUGCCUACUUCCACAGGCGGCAUCCAGGUCUGGGAUGCCGAGACGGGACAAAGCAUGCAUGAUGGCCCGCUUCUCGGACAUGUGAACAUGAGCACGACCAUAUGCUUCUCGCUGGAUGGGACACACGUUAUCGAUGCCUCGUCGCUUCCCCGCACGAUAUGCGUCUGGAGCACUUCAACCGGAGAGCUUGUCAAAGGGCCGUUGUAUCUUGGAUCAUCCUUUGGUGUGUCGUUGAUGGACUGUUCACCCCUUAACGACCGGAUUGCAUGUGUAUCUGGUGAUAUGGUGCACGUCUGGAAUCUCAACACGGGCCAAAUCUGUCUUUCUUCUGUGCCAGACAACACCAGCGAGGAAAAACCAUUGUUUCUGGCCGAAGGAGGAGCCGACGUGAUCCAAUGGUUCCCAGACGGCAGUCAGUUUGUCACCAGCUCCAAGAACGACGACUUCAUUCGCACAUGGGAUGCCAAGACAGGCAACUUAGUCAGCCAAUUUCCAUAUAACGGAGGUUCUCGCAUUGCACUAUCUCCCGACGGCGCGUUGCUGGCAGUGGGAUCUUCAAGCUGGCUCGGCACCGUCGUCCUUCUAGACUCCAGGACUGGCAAAGAAUACACUCCGUCUUUACUUCGUACCGGAACCUCACGCAUUCACAAGUUAGAGUUCGCAUCCCACGGUAUGUUUCUUGCAAUUGUGGCGCAGGACAGCAGUCGUCUCCAUCUAGCUAGCGACCUGCUGGACGACCGCAAGAUUGACCACGUCGAGUGCGCUUCAACCGUCCUCGACUUCACCUUCUCGCCAGAUGCACAGUUUAUUGCAUACGCCUGCGCGGACUGCAUCAGCAUUUACCACAUCGGCACCUCUGCGAUCACGCUCAGACUAGCUGUCGAUGGCUCCGGAUUCAAUCGAUCGCUGUCGUAUGCGCCAGAUGGGAAGUUUCUUCUAGAUAACCACGGCGGAGACGGCGUUACACUCUGGAAUCUUGUCUCAGGCCAGAUGGUUUUUUCGCUCUCGGAAACAGAGCCUGAUAACUCAAGGCUUGCGCUAUCAGCGUUCUCUCCUGACGGACGCACAUUUCUGUGCAACCAUGCAGCAGACGGCGGGGCGAGAAUGUGUAUGUUUGGCAUGUCGGAUGGGAAACAACUUUUGGUUCUGCAAGAAAACAGAAGCGUUAGUGCACUCGCGUUUUCUCCGGGAGGAGACAAGGUGGUCAUUGGACUCGAAGACGGCCCGCUCCAGUUGUACGACACCGCAACGGGCCAGAUGAUCUUGCCUCAGAAUGAUUUGCAGAGUGCGGCAAAAGACUUGACAAGCAAUAUACAAAGUCGGAGAGCAAGGAUUGGCCUCGGAGAUGUCGACGAUGAAUCAAUAAUGAACAUGCCUGCAACGCUCAGCGGGGCGGCCCGUUUACGCUCCCAAACAAAUCAGACCAUGUCUUUGCAUCAACAAUCAAACACAAACCGACCAAAACCUUCUGCGAACAACUCGCCCUUGGGCGUCCUGCUGCGUUUCGCUUCACGUCUUGGAUUUAGGUCCGCACACGCAAACGGACAGGAGAGGCACCACCCGUCGCGCAUGUUCAAGCUCAUAAGCAUCGCGAAAUCAAAACCGCGUAAUGUGGCCGCUCCAGACUCCGAAAACGCUCAAGCUACGCGUCGAAACUCUGGUUCUGACAGCGACAGCUCGAGCAGCCAUUCUGUACCCGUCGCGACGCAGGCACAACCGGGUCCCCUAGACCCAAAUACAGCCGCUGACGAGGAGAGGGAGAGCGUGGUGAGCAACCACGGGGCUCUGGAUGUCGUGCGGUAUUGUCUUUGCUGCCCGUGUGGUCGUUGAUGAUCGGUGUCGGGUGGAUAUGUUUGCCCGGCAUGACUCAAAACGAGGCGAUGUAUCGACGUAUCCUACAAGUACAAUGUUAUUUAGGCUUUAAUGACCCGCAUCACCGGCUAUCUGACGUUGGGAGUCAAGGAGUUAGAAGUUCGG